Colletes gigas is the source of this 678-nucleotide messenger RNA. Its product is annotated as endocuticle structural glycoprotein SgAbd-2-like. Gene Ontology annotation, molecular function: structural constituent of chitin-based larval cuticle. The record is from RefSeq and is a predicted model, not a curated record. The annotation marks the transcript as partial. Gene Ontology annotation, cellular component: chitin-based extracellular matrix. The transcript has 4 exons. Lineage: Eukaryota; Metazoa; Arthropoda; Insecta; Hymenoptera; Colletidae.
GAUUUUAGGGAGAAUAACCCAAGUGCCAAUCGGAUUAAUGCUAAUGGUAAUCGUAAUAUCACGCUAAAGUUCUUCGUCUUCGCGUUGUUCUGCUGCGCCGCGGGGCAAUUCGGAUCGUACCGGGGUUUCCCGAAUCAGAACGCAUACAGACCUACGCCAGCGCCGAAUUACCAGCAGCCAUUGCAGCCUCAGUACUCCCCACAGUACAAUUCACCCGGAAGGUUUAUAGCCAUCCGCAGCCAACAGAAAGACACUUAUCCGGAUGGAACUUACACUUUUAGCUACGACACCGAGAAUGGAAUUUCCGUCGCUGAGAGCGGCCGUCCUCAAGGCACUGGACAGGGCCAGAGCGAGGUUGUCCAAGGCAGAUUCUCGUAUAACGCGCCAGAUGGCACUCCUAUCACUGUGGAGUACACUGCCGACGAAAAUGGCUUUCAUCCUCAAGGUGCACACUUGCCAACCCCGCCACCAAUUCCAGAAGCCAUCAGACGAGCCCUCGCUGCCAAUCCUCCCGGACCCGACGAUUCAGACUACAGACAACCCUACAACUCGAACCCCUACCGAAGAUAUUAGGCGAAAUCUACUGACCAAAUGAUUGCAAACAAUUCGAGACUUGAAUUGAUUCGUUAUUGCCUUGUAAACCGACAUGAUGUUUGUACAUACACCGUGAAAUAACAG